AUGGAAGUACAGAGGACUGCCGGGCUCCAGCAGGCUAAGAGCGGCAACAUGUGCGAGUCGACGCCGAGGUCCGGCGAACCUCGGCGGAAGAGAGCCGAAGAGCGCGGCGCUCCUUCGGAGAUGUCUCGGAUCAUUACCGAUCCGGCCACCGGCAAGUGCUACUGCCGGGGAAAAGUUCUAGGAAAGGGAGGCUUUGCAAAGUGCUACGAGAUGACCGAUCUUUCCACCAGCAAAGUUUACGCAGCUAAAAUCAUCCCGCAUGCGCGCGUCUCGAAACCACACCAACGGGAAAAGAUUGACAGAGAAAUCGAGCUUCACCGAUUACUCCAUCACAAGCACAUAGUGCACUUUUACCACCAUUUUGAGGACAAGGAGAACAUAUACAUCCUGCUGGAGUACUGCAGCAGAAAAUCCUUAGCACACAUACUGAAGGCUCGCAAAGUACUCACCGAGCCAGAGGUGCGCUACUACCUGCGACAGAUUGUCUCAGGGCUCAAGUACUUGCAUGAGCAAGAAAUUCUGCACAGGGACCUUAAGCUCGGUAAUUUUUUCGUAAGCGAAUCCAUGGAGCUGAAGGUGGGUGACUUUGGGCUGGCCGCCAAACUGGAGCCGGCAGGGAAUAGGAGGAAGACGAUCUGCGGAACUCCCAACUAUCUUUCCCCCGAGGUGCUGAACAAGCAGGGUCACGGCUGUGAAUCAGACAUCUGGGCCCUCGGCUGUGUAAUGUACACGAUGCUUUUGGGAAGGCCGCCAUUCGAAACCACCAAUCUCAAGGAGACGUACAGGUGCAUUAGGGAGGCUCGUUACGCGCUACCCUCCUCGUUAUCGCCACAGGCCAAGCAGCUCAUUGCCAGCCUGCUUGCCAAGACACCAGAGGACAGACCCAACCUGGAACACAUUUUGAGGCACGACUUCUUCACACAGGGCUUUAGUCCAGAACGUCUGUCAGCGAGCUGUUGUCACUCUGCACCCGACUUCCACAUCUCUAGUCCCGCCAAGAGCUUCUUCAAGAAAGCAGCGGCAGCCCUCUUUGGAGGCAAACGCGACAAGGUCAAAUACUACGAGACUCUAAAUAAAUUAACCAAAGAGGAAGAGGAGAUCUACAAGCUGCAGCAUGACCUGGAGAGAACUGGUAUCAGCCAGCAACAGAGCAAAAAGACAGCUGAGAAUGGAAGUUUACUUCCGCCAUCUGCCCAGAGUCCUGUCGCCCUGGCAACAGAGAGCCAAUCCCUAACAACACGAGAUACCAUCCGUCUGAUCGUCAGGGGAAGCCUGGGGAGUUGCAGCAGUAGCAGCAGUGAAUGUCUCGAAUACAACACCACGGGGAGUGUUGCCGACACGGUUGCUGGUGUGUUGAGAGGAUGUCUGGAGAACAUGCCUAAAGCUGACAGCAUUCCUCAGAGCACAAAUAGCUGCGGCCUCCAGUGGGUCACCAAGUGGGUGGACUACUCCAACAAGUACGGCUUUGGAUACCAGUUGUCCGACCACAACGUGGGCGUUCUCUUCAACAAUGGCACUCACAUGAGCCUCCUGCCAGACAGAAAGACAAUCCAUUAUUAUGCAGGGUUGGGCCAGCGCUCUGUUUUCCCUACCUGCGAGGUUCCUGAACACUUUGUGGGCCAAGUGACUGUGCUCAAAUACUUUUCCCACUAUAUGGAGGAGAACCUCAUGGAUGGCGGUGACUUGGGCAGUAUGACGGAUGUACACAUGCCAAGACUCUAUUUGCUCCAGUGGCUCAAAUCAGACCGCGCCCUUAUGAUGCUCUUUAAUGACGGCACUUUCCAGGUGAACUUUUACCACGACCACACAAAGAUAAUCCUAUGCUGCCAGAAAGACGAGUACAUGCUUACCUAUAUCAACGAGGAACGCGUUUCAAAGACUUUCAAGCUCAGUUCAUUGCUGGCGUCUGGCUGUCCUGCCGACCUGCGUGAGCGCAUGCUCUACUCGCUUAACAUGCUGCUGCAGUGGUGCAGCUAG
This is a messenger RNA of Nerophis lumbriciformis (worm pipefish), 1977 nucleotides long. Lineage: Eukaryota; Metazoa; Chordata; Actinopteri; Syngnathiformes; Syngnathidae. The record is from RefSeq and is a predicted model, not a curated record.